UGGCGGAUAGUAUAAAGGGGCCUGCCUACGGCGCAACACGAUCAGUCUAGAACGUGUCUCGUAAUGGUGUUCCUUUCUCGUCCACCAUUUUAAAACGAUUCGCUUAUUUUUUUUCCAAGUGUGUCCUCGUGCCAACAACGUUCCUUCCUUUUUUUUUGAUCGUCUUCAUGUGCUUCAUUUCAAUUGAUCUUCAAAGAAAAAUAAUUGAAAAAAAGGAGGAUAGAGAUACAUAAUAUAUAUAUAUAUACACACACACACACACAUAUAUAUAUAUAUUUAUACGUAUCAGAGAGAGAGAGAAAGAGAGAGAGAAAGAAAGAGAAAGAGAGAAAUAAAAAAUCUUUCGUUUAAAGGACAGUGACAAAAGAAAGAGAAAGAGAACGACAUAUGCGCUCAAAAGUGUGAAAGACGAAAACGGUAGGAGAAACGAGCGGGUGUACAUGAAAAACAACGUAACGCCGACGAUAAUCGUCAAUCUUUUAGGCUCCUGAAGUCAUGAAGUAAAAGAAAAGAGAACAAAAAAAGAACAAAAAAGAACCAAAGGGGACGACUACCAAGUACAUAUUUCCUUCCUCUUCUCGAGGAGAGACGAGAAAAAUAUAUACGCCGGCCAAGAGGCGCGGCGACGAACUCGGCUCGAAGCGACCGAACUCAGUCCUCAGUGUAGGCUAGUCGGCUCGCUCACGGUGCUAGUGCUUCAAAGGUGCGCGCGAGGGGUUGCAGGCUUAUGUUCCUUGUCCUCUAAAGAAACAGAAAAGUAAUAUAACAAGAAGAACGAGAAGAACGACGACGGCAAAUAAGAAUCUUGUGAAAUUUUCUUCCACUACCACUUUUACUUCUUAUCCUUUUUAUUCUUUUUUUCUAUUUCUUAUUUUAUUUCUUCUUCGUAUUUUAUUUCUUCUUUUUUUUAAUUCCACGUCUAUUCUACUUUUUUCAAUGUUAUAUCGAGUUAGAAAUAUCGACUGAUGAAAUAAGAGUAAUUUCUUAUACGGUAAAAGAACUUUGAUCCUACUGUGAUAUAAUAAUAAUAAUAAUAAUAAUAAUAGUAAUAGUAAUAAUAAUAUUAAUAAUAUAGUUCAAAAAGAGAGAAAGAAAUAAAUGAAUAAAUAAAAAGGGAGAGUGGUAAUAACACAUAUACAUACAUACAUACAUACAUACGUACAUAUAUACAUAUAUAUAUAUACACAUACACGUACAUACUUAUAUAUAUACAUAUACAUACACGCACAUACGCCGUCCGAGACGCAUUCGCCGGCGGCGAUAUAUAUAACAAAUAUGGCGGUGAACAUGUGCGCGCGAAAUUGCACCGAGGACACAGCCGGAUUCAUUUUCAAGAUGAUCUACGAUGAUAUUUCUCUACCUUGGAACGAAUAUUCCUAUUAUAUAACUUACAAUCCUUGGUUCUUCUCAAUACUUGGCAGUACUAUGGUUGGUCUUGCUGGUGUAUUACCACUUUUAAUCAUCCCUAUUGAAGAAGGCGCUGAUCUCAAGAAUGGAGCCAGCGCAGGAACAUUGAAAUUGCUUUUAAGCUUCGCCGUUGGUGGUCUUUUGGGUGACGUUUUUUUACAUCUUUUACCAGAAGCAUGGGAAAACGAUUUAUUGAAACGAGCUGAAAAUUCAAAUCCUCCAUCUAUGCCCUGUGGUCUUUGGGUUCUCACCGGUUUUUUGGUUUUUGUCAUCGUCGAAAAAAUUUUUGCAUUCGAUUAUGAUCCAGAGGAACAACAAGCAGAUGAUAACACGAAUACAUCUAAAAAUAUUAUAGAAAAUUUUGAAACUGAUAAAGAAGAAAUGGAGAACAAUAAUUGUAUUAAUUUGAUUGGGAUUAAACAAAAUAAUGGCUAUGUUCAACAUUGUACGGAUAAUGAACUUUUGGAGAUGGAACCCUUCUUGGAAAACAAACUAGUGAAGAACGGAUACAUGGAGAUUAAUAGUAAUGGUGUAAAGAAACCAAAAAAAAAUGGUUACUUAAAAUCAGAACAUACAAAUGGCAUAGUUUUAUCUGAUAAUAUGUCGGUCGGUAAAGUCAGCGAUUGUUUGAAGAGUUUUACAAAGAACAAUGGUCUCUCAUCGUCAUCAUCUUCAUUGUUGAAUGGAUGUAUCAUUGACAGAAAAUGCGUAUCGUCUAAAACAAAGGAAAAAGUUACUCGGCAAACUGUUAAUACUGUUGUCCAAAAAACUAAAUCAAAACACAUAGCAGGAUAUCUCAAUCUUAUGGCAAAUUGUAUUGAUAAUUUUACUCAUGGAUUGGCUGUAGGAGGUUCCUUCCUCAUGUCCUUCCGAUUAGGCGCCCUAACGACGUUCGCUAUUUUGGUUCAUGAGAUUCCACAUGAAGUUGGUGACUUCGCUAUUUUACUUCGCAGUGGAUUCAGCAGAUGGGAUGCUGCGAGGGCACAACUUUUAACUGCAACCGGUGGAAUUUUUGGAUCCUUAGCCGCUAUUAUUUUUUCUGGUGGUGAAGUUGAGGCAAGGACAGGUUGGAUUUUGCCAUUUACGGCAGGUGGUUUCCUUCAUAUCGGCUUAGUAACAAUUUUACCAGAACUGCUUAAAGAAUCUAGUCCUAAGGAAUCUUUAAAGCAACUCGCUGCUUUAUUAUUUGGUGUUAUGUUAAUGGCAAUUUUAACAAUUCUUUGCGACUAAGGGAUAUUUCAUCCAAGGAAAGAAAUUAAUUUGAGCAAAUUUAUAUAGAAUACUAAAAUCUGUUGAUCAUUUUAUGAUAGUACUUUUCUGAAGUACAACAAUUUUCUAUAAGAACACACUUUCAUUAAAUAAUCUAUGUAUGUAUAUAUAUAUACAUAUAUUUCUAUAUACAUAUACACAGCAUACACACACACACACACAUAUUAUAAGUGACUAUCCCAAAAGAGAGACUAUAUGUUGCCAUAAAAUUACAUAAUUUUGUUGCUUUAUUAAGAUAAAGUGUCAUCAAAAGAAGUUGAAUAUUCAAGUGGAAACGACUGAUGACUAUACUCUUGUAUAUGGAUACAUUAUUACAUGCUCCAACACAUAAGCUAUAUCUUACAAAGUUAUAGGAGUUUAUGUAUAUAUAUAUAUUAAAAGUAUCCUAAAAUAUUAAAAACAGUUUAAAUAAGCUUGAGGGAAGCACUACUUUUCAGACUCUGUGAUCCUUUACAAUAAUUAAGAAUGUGUUUACUAUACGAAUCAUUUAAACUAACUAAUAUUAUAGUAUUCUUAUAAUCGAAGGAGAAGAGUGUAAAUUUAUUUUUAUAAUCUUCAAGGUUAAUAACAUUUCUGUAUCUAAAUAAAUUUAAUAUUUUUCUUCUUAUAAGCCAACCAAUUGAAAUGAAUUAUUUACAUUGGCAAAUUGAAAUAGGUGAUGUUAUAUAUAUAUAUAUAUAUAUAGAUUGUGUUGAUCGCAAACUACAUUUUCAAUUGAAUUCUGCAAAAUUGUAUCUACAAUAUUAUUAUUAUAUGAGAUGUGUAACGAAUUGACGAAUGACAUUUCAUGUUAUGAAAAAAGGUGAAGGCGUGUAAAUAAUUUUUAAUGCUUCCCCUUCUUUGACAUUGAAAUUAAAAAAGGGCAUUUUAAAUAGAACAUAAAAUUUUUAAAUUAGAUGAGAUCACAUAUGAUAUAAAAUUUUCCGUAUAUAAAAGAGAGACAGAGAAAGAAAGAGUACAUACAAAUAUAUUUAACCGUUUGCGUACCACGAGCCACUUUUGCGCAUCUUCAGAUUUUGUGUUGAAAAAAGCCAGGACAUUUGGCCGAAACAGAUAACUGACUGCCCACGAAAUCGAAAUUUGUUGAAAUGCGCUCAGCCUUUCAGACGCAUAUACGUCGCAUCGCUGUCAGUAAUCCAAUACAAUAUUACACGGUUAUUAACAAUGAUAAUUGCACUUUUAUAACACUACGUCCAAUCCUUUUACCAGUUGCAGAAAGAAUGUUAGUAUAAAAGAAACAAACACGAGAAGCGCGAUCCCUUUGUUUACCGCAUUGAACAUGACAAGCGCUAUCAUGCUCUUUGGCUUUUUUCGAUACGUAAUCGAAGGAUUUUUGGCGUUUUUCGAUCAUGUUUUGUCAAAAUCCUCUGGUACGCAAACUGUUAAUAAAUAUACUUACCCGAAAAAAGAGAGAGAGAGAGAGAGAGAGAGAGAGAGAGAGAGAGAGAGAGAGAGAGAGAGAGAGAAAGGACAUAUGUUUGAGUUCCUAAAAAAAAUUCUAUGUGAGUAAAUGUUUUCAAGAAAAACCCAUAAAUCUAUUUAAGUGAGAACGAACGAUUACGUUGAUGUUAUAUUUUGCGACGAUGGGAAAAUAAAAUUGUAUAAAUAAAUUGUAAACGAAAAUGAAAAGUUAAUGUAUACACAAAUUAUAUUAUAUAAAGAAAUUAAUAAUGUAGAUAUGUACGAUCUUUCGAGAAAUAAAUUUCAAUACGUAAUAUUUUAUAAAAUUAGGUAUAUAAUAUAUAUAGCGCGCGCGCGCGCGUCAUCCACACUCACACAAUUUCGUUAUCUAUCGAUAGAAAAAAAAUUUAAUUAAAUUGAUAAUAAUCAUUAUCGAAUAAUUUCAAAUUGAAUUUCUGGAUGAAAUAAUUAUAUGAUUAUCAUGUUAUCGUUUGUUAUUAAUAAAUAAGUAAAUGAGUAUAUAUACACGAUCAAGAUAAUAGGCCUAGAGUCGUCUCUCAUCAUAAUGCCUAGAAUGUACAAAUAUCGUUCUCUCUAAACUCAUAUAUGUAAACACAAGAGGAAAAAAAAAAGAAAGAAAAAAAAAAGAUACACAUCAAGAAUUUCUUUUCAAUGUAAUCAAAUUCAUUUAUAUCCAAAUGGUAACUUAAAUUAUUUUAUUCAAAACGGAUACAUGCGAAAUGUAUAUAUAGUUUAUAUGUCAUUGUAAUUAUAUAUGAUCUAAAACAAUCCUUGUACUUAAAAGGUAGAAGAACAAGGUAUUCUUUUCAAAAGAAGAAAAACAACAUAAUAAAAAAAAA
Molecule: messenger RNA, 4937 nt
Organism: Vespa mandarinia (Asian giant hornet)
Lineage: Eukaryota; Metazoa; Arthropoda; Insecta; Hymenoptera; Vespidae
Gene: Zip99C
Product: Zinc transporter Zip99C
Biological process (GO): intracellular zinc ion homeostasis; zinc ion transmembrane transport
Cellular component (GO): membrane
Molecular function (GO): zinc ion transmembrane transporter activity
Source: RefSeq, a predicted model, not a curated record